AUGCUGAGGAGAUGCUUGGCCGUUCCUCGCGCCGGCCUUGCUUCACCAUCCACGUCGACUCUCAUAAUAGUGACAACACCCCAUAACUUGGACCUGCAAUGUCUCAAGGCGCAGAACCAUAGCACUCCGAGUUAUAGGGAAAGGGCACCCGAACUGAAGAGGGUACCGAAAUCGAAGAAGGAUUCGAAGAGCUUGAGGACAGCCGGAACCACACCUGGAUCCGUCAUUCCACUCGUUAUCCCCCUACGGAGCAACACUCCCAUCCUUGACUCCUCCCAUCCUGCAGCAGGCAUACCUCUGCGGCAACUUAAAACCCCGAAAUGGUCCUGUCCACUCUUUUCCCUGAACGCAUAUCCGAAAGCCCUACUAUCUCAGCGGGACCUGCCUUACGACGAACACCUCCCACCGUAUAACGUCGAACGUUACCCCCCGGAGUCAGACCAGCCAAGAAUGCAGAAGGGGCGCUCCAAGAGAGGAAGGAUCAACUUUUCGAUGCAGACGACGUUUUUCAAUAAGUGGGUGGAAGUGGACGCAGUGAGGAGGUCGGUGAUGAAAAGGAAGUUGAAGCAUGCGGUGGAGUUGAUAGUGACGAAGGGAGCGAAUACCGGGUGUACUGAGGAAGGGGUUGGCCAGUACGGGGAGGCUAUACUGGGAGCGCAGAAGGUCGUGUUUGAUGAGAACGAUGCGGGUGAGGAGAAGUGGCUGAUCCCUGAUUACACGUAUGUGUUCAUCCCGAAGAACCAAGUAUUCCUCAUGGGGCUUCAGAGGAUGAUAGAGCUGGUACGCGAGGCACUGGUCUCACUUAAGAGACAAGCCGUGGUCUUUGAAGCCAAAUUCGGACGGACCCUCCAGUACCCAAAACGAAAUGAUCCAACAAGUCCGCAAACCACGAUGCCGCCUCUUCUCCCAGUUCCCCCUGCGAUCAGCCCCCGGCCUACAACCGAAGCCGACCCAAUCCCCUUGGCCAAACAUUACCGGAAUUUAGACAGCCAUAUAGGUGCCAGCAACUACGUUGGUCGCCUCGCCGCUUUCGGUCCUGGCUCUCUCACCGACUUUACCCUUCCCUCCGCCGCCCCCUUCGAGAAUCCUGGCAGAAUCUCUACCAAUAAUGCUCAAUGGAAAAGGAAGCUCGUAUGGGAACAGGGCUUCGGUGAAUGGACUGUCCGUCCCAAACGGAAGAAGUCGAAGAAAGAAGACAAAACGAAGAUUGCGGCGACGCAGCAGAAGAUGAGCGCGAGGCAGAGAACGCCGGGGAAUGUGGAGAAACAUAGGACGUUUAGGAUGAGGAAGGUGCCGGUGCCGACGAAAUUGGAUUCGAAAUUGACUGGGGAGCGGAAGGUGCCUAUGAGGGAGAGGGAUCUGCAUAGUUAG
This is a messenger RNA of Stereum hirsutum FP-91666 SS1, 1371 nucleotides long. RefSeq lists its product as uncharacterized. Bases 1 to 1371 code for a protein of 456 amino acids. The transcript is spliced from 5 exons. NCBI's taxonomy places the organism in Eukaryota, Fungi, Basidiomycota, Agaricomycetes, Russulales, Stereaceae. The record is from RefSeq and is a predicted model, not a curated record.